UUUACUUCUUAUCACCGGCAUCGUCGCUCAAGUUUGAGUCGCCCCAAGUCCGGGCGGCAGAGACAAAGCCCCGAGCUUGCCCCCAGACGCAGGGAGCCUCCGCCUUGCUCCGUGCCCCUGCAGCUCCGCUGCGCUGCUGUUUCUCGCCCAGUGCGGAUGCUGUAGAUCAACAGGUUCGGGAACUUAGCGGAUAAGGAGAGACUGCCGGGUGCCGCAGCCCGGGAGCGGAGGAAGGAAGGACCCACCGCCUGUGUCUGGCUUCGCCCCCGCAAGGAGCGCGGGGGCUCCAGGCUGGCUCGCACCCAUUCUCUCGCCCCUCCAGUCCGGUUGCUCCUGCUCCCACCCCACCGGUCUGGGAUGUACCUUUCCAUCUGUUGCUGCUUUCUGCUCUGGGCCCCUGCCCUGACGCUCAAAAACCUCAACUACUCCGUGCCGGAGGAGCAGGGGGCCGGCACGGUGAUCGGCAACAUCGGCAAGGAUGCUCGACUGCAGCCCGGGCUUCCUCCCGCAGAGCGCGGCGGCGGCGGGCGAAGCAAGUCCGGUAGCUACCGGGUGCUGGAGAACUCGGCGCCACACCUGCUGGACGUGGACGCCGACAGCGGGCUCCUCUACACCAAGCAGCGCAUCGACCGUGAGUCCCUGUGCCGCCACAACGCCAAGUGCCAGCUGUCCCUCGAGGUAUUCGCCAACGACAAGGAGAUCUGCAUGAUCAAGGUGGAGAUCCAGGACAUCAACGACAAUGCGCCCUCUUUCCCUUCGGACCAGAUUGAGAUGGACAUCUCAGAGAACGCGGCCCCUGGCACCCGAUUCCCCCUCACCAGUGCACACGACCCCGACGCGGGUGAGAAUGGGCUCCGCACCUAUCUGCUCACGCGCGACGACCACGGCCUCUUCGCGCUAGACGUCAAGUCCCGCGGCGACGGCACCAAGUUCCCAGAGCUGGUUAUCCAGAAGGCACUGGACCGCGAGCAGCAGAACCACCACACACUCGUACUGACUGCCCUGGAUGGCGGCGAGCCGCCGCGUUCCGCCACUGUGCAGAUCAACGUGAAGGUGAUUGACUCCAACGACAACAGCCCAGUCUUUGAGGCGCCCUCCUACCUGGUGGAGCUGCCCGAGAACUCCCCCCUGGGCACCGUGGUCAUUGAUCUGAAUGCCACUGACGCCGACGAGGGUCCCAACGGCGAAGUGCUGUAUUCCUUCAGCAGCUACGUGCCCGACCACGUGCGGGAGCUGUUCUCCAUCGACCCCAAGACCGGCCUGAUCCGCGUCAAAGGCAACCUGGACUACGAGGAAAAUGGAAUGUUGGAGAUCGACGUGCAGGCCCGGGACCUGGGGCCCAAUCCCAUCCCUGCCCACUGCAAAGUCACUGUCAAACUCAUCGACCGCAACGACAAUGCGCCGUCCAUCGGGUUCGUCUCUGUGCGCCAGGGGGCGCUGAGCGAGGCCGCCCCGCCAGGCACCGUCAUCGCCCUGGUGCGGGUCACUGACCGAGACUCGGGCAAGAACGGACAACUGCAGUGCCGGGUCCUGGGAGGAGGUGGGACGGCCGGCAGCGGCGGCCUGGGCGGGUCGGGAGGUUCUGUGCCCUUCAAGCUUGAGGAGAACUACGACAACUUCUACACGGUGGUGACUGACCGCCCUCUGGACCGGGAGACACAAGAUGAGUACAACGUGACAAUCGUGGCGCGGGACGGGGGAUCCCCUCCACUCAACUCCACCAAGUCGUUCGCGGUCAAGAUUCUGGACGAGAACGACAACCCGCCUCGUUUCACCAAGGGACUCUACGUGCUGCAGGUGCACGAGAACAACAUCCCAGGAGAAUACCUGGGCUCGGUGCUCGCCCAGGACCCCGACCUGGGCCAAAACGGCACAGUGUCCUACUCCAUCCUACCCUCACACAUAGGCGACGUGUCCAUUUACACCUAUGUAUCUGUGAACCCCACCAACGGGGCCAUCUACGCCCUGCGCUCCUUUAACUACGAGCAGACCAAGGCUUUUGAGUUCAAGGUGCUUGCUAAGGACUCAGGGGCGCCUGCACACCUGGAGAGCAACGCCACUGUGAGAGUGACAGUGCUAGACGUGAAUGACAACGCGCCGGUGAUCGUGCUGCCCACGCUGCAGAACGACACCGCUGAGCUGCAGGUACCGCGAAACGCUGGCCUGGGCUACCUGGUGAGCACUGUGCGCGCCCUUGAUAGCGACUUCGGCGAGAGCGGGCGCCUCACCUACGAGAUCGUAGACGGUAACGACGACCACCUGUUUGAAAUCGACCCGUCCAGCGGCGAGAUCCGCACGCUGCAUCCCUUCUGGGAGGACGUGACUCCUGUGGUGGAGCUGGUGGUGAAGGUGACUGACCACGGCAAGCCUACUCUGUCCGCGGUGGCCAAACUCAUCAUCCGCUCGGUGAGCGGCUCCUUGCCCGAGGGGGUUCCCCGGGUGAACGGUGAGCAGCACCAUUGGGACAUGUCACUGCCGCUCAUCGUGACUCUGAGCACUAUCUCUAUCAUCCUCCUAGCGGCCAUGAUCACCAUCGCUGUCAAGUGCAAGCGAGAGAACAAGGAGAUCCGCACUUACAACUGCCGCAUUGCCGAGUACAGCCACCCGCAGCUGGGCGGGGGCAAGGGCAAAAAGAAGAAGAUCAACAAAAACGAUAUCAUGCUGGUGCAGAGCGAGGUGGAGGAGAGGAACGCCAUGAACGUCAUGAACGUGGUGAGCAGCCCCUCCCUGGCCACCUCCCCCAUGUACUUUGACUACCAGACCCGUCUGCCCCUCAGCUCACCCCGGUCGGAGGUGAUGUAUCUUAAACCAGCCUCCAACAACCUGACUGUUCCUCAGGGGCACGCGGGCUGCCACACCAGUUUCACCGGACAAGGGACUAAUGCGAGCGAGACCCCUGCCACUCGGAUGUCCAUAAUCCAGACAGACAAUUUUCCCGCAGAGCCCAAUUACAUGGGCAGCAGGCAGCAGUUUGUUCAAAGUAGCUCCACGUUUAAGGACCCAGAAAGAGCCAGCCUGAGAGACAGUGGGCACGGGGACAGUGAUCAGGCUGACAGUGACCAAGACACUAACAAAGGCUCCUGCUGUGACAUGUCUGUUAGGGAGGCACUCAAGAUGAAAACUACUUCAACUAAAAGCCAACCACUUGAACAAGAACCAGAAGAGUGCGUUAAUUGCACAGAUGAAUGCCGAGUGCUUGGUCAUUCUGACAGGUGUUGGAUGCCACAGUUCCCUGCAGCCAAUCAGGCUGAAAAUGCAGAUUACCGCACAAAUCUCUUUGUACCCACAGUUGAAGCUAAUGUUGAGACUGAGACUUAUGAAACUGUGAAUCCCACUGGGAAAAAGACUUUUUGUACAUUUGGAAAAGACAAGCGAGAGCACACUAUUCUCAUUGCCAAUGUUAAACCUUAUUUAAAAGCCAAACGUGCCCUGAGCCCUCUCCUCCAAGAGGUCCCCUCAGCAUCAAGCAGUCCAACCAAGGCAUGCAUGGAGCCCUGCACCUCAACGAAAGGCUCUCUGGAUGGUUGUGAAGCAAAAACGGGAGCCCUGGCGGAAGCAAGCAGCCAGUACUUGCCCACUGACAGUCAGUAUGUGUCGCCCAGUAAGCAGCCAAGAGACCCUCCCUUCAUGGCCUCCGAUCAGAUGGCAAGGGUCUUCGCAGAUGUGCAUUCCAGAGCCAGCCGGGAUUCCAGCGAGAUGGGUGCCGUUCUUGAGCAGCUUGACCACCCCAGCAGGGAUCUGGGCAGAGAGUCGGUGGACGCGGAGGAAGUCGUGAGAGAAAUUGACAAGCUUUUGCAGGACUGCCGGGGAAAUGACCCUGUGGCUGUGAGAAAGUGAGGUGGGGGUGGGGGGAGCAUUGGCAUUUUCUUGUCUCUUCUUUGAUUUAAAAAUGAUCCCUCCUGGUGACAACCUGGUUUAUAGGGAUGAAGAAAGACCAAUGCUGCUUUAAGGCUUUGAGUGAACAUCUGAAGUGCCCACAAGUAUGUUCUUUUCACUGCUAUUUCUUUUUCAGAGAUAACAAUGGUUUUGUUUUGACCAAACUUACAUUAGGACAGGAUUAAUGAUUCUCAAAGAGGAAAGAAAAACAGAGAAGAAAAAAGGAGAGAAGAAAAAGGAAGAUGAGGAGGCGAGUUACCUUUUGACAAUCUGUUAGGAAGGUAUGCAGUGUGAGAAUUGAAGUAUUUCUGAUCACUCUAAGACUGUCCUCUGUGAUUUAUGCUGACUUAACUGUUUACCUAUAAACCCCAAUCAAAGCAGGGUCAUAAUUUGUGAUCUGUGGUGGAUUUCUAGCAGCUAUCACAGGUUUCUACUGAAAGUCCCGAAAAGACCUUGCAGUAGUCCAAGCUACACCAAACAUUAACACGUAUUUGUGGUAAACAUUUCUGUAUAAAGUUACCUGCCACACAUAUAAACACAAAGAACAUUCCAUAUCAUUAGUUGAAAAAUCUUUUAAAAAAUACUUGGUCAUUUGUAAGACACCUCAUGUCGUAUAAAAGUUAAGUGUAAAAAGAUAUAGUCCAUUUUGUCCUGCACACACAUAGACUAAUUCACUUCAUUAAAGAAAAAGAAAAUUUAAAGAUUUAAAAAUGCCUCUUUAGCAUUUUAGUGUCCAACAAACAUACAAAUAAUAAUAGAUAUGUUUUUAAUUUGACCUAGAAAGGUUCUGAAAAAUAGUUACCUUUGAGUAAUGAUAUUCAGAGAAAAUUAACAUGAUUAAUACGUUUUACUCAUUUGUGGACACUAAAAUAGCUCAGGAAAGUGAAAAUGUCUUAGACAUCUACAAAUCACAUGACCAUUUAAGUGUGCAAAUGUAAGAAGAUUCAAUGUGUUUACAUCAAAUGACAUAUUUUUAUUGAUUUAUUGCAGAUUCAGUGCAUAUGAGCCAAAUUGUUGAGUGUUUAAGAGCUAUAUUGUGUAUUUUAUUAAAUUAAUAUAUAGUUGUGUUGCAAAAAUAUUUGGGCUUAUAUUGUAAAUGGCAAGUGUUGCCUCGGUAGCUGUCGAACUCUAUGAGUUUUGUUUUUUCCUGCUUCCUUUUCCACAUGGAGUGUGGGAAGCAGUGCCUCAGAGCAAAGUCUCUUGUUUAAUGUAUAGUCUACCAAGUACUACAGUACAUAAUCUGUUCAAAAUGUGUUUGAGUGAGCCGAUGGAGCUAUCUGAAAGGUCAAAAACUACAUCUGUCAGUCAUGGUUAUGUGCAAGUCCUUGUAGAAGCUUUUAUUAAAGUCAUGCUAAAUCGCAAGAAUUACAUUUGUACCAAUACCUGAAACUUCUCAUGUUUUCUCAAUAACAUACAGUUUCUGACUAUGUAGAUAUCA
Messenger RNA from Pteronotus mesoamericanus, 5314 nucleotides. It is a transcript of the gene PCDH17, whose product is annotated as protocadherin 17. The coding region runs from base 358 to 3837 and encodes 1159 amino acids. The record is from RefSeq and is a predicted model, not a curated record. Gene Ontology annotation, molecular function: calcium ion binding. Lineage: Eukaryota; Metazoa; Chordata; Mammalia; Chiroptera; Mormoopidae. The transcript has 4 exons. Gene Ontology annotation, cellular component: plasma membrane. Gene Ontology annotation, biological process: homophilic cell-cell adhesion.